ACUCUCUUACUUCAGUUAAGGGGCUGGUCAGCUUGAGAGAUCGAGUAGGCCUAGAGUUUUACUUUCAUUAAUAUUUCAGCGAAAUACGGUAUUUUGUUUUGAUUCGCGUUCUUCUUGCGGCUCUAAUAUGGUGUGAAAGGGGAAGCGAGCUGAUCCGGAGCUGAUAUAGCUUGGAGUUUGACCAAAAUUUAUAGAAAAUUGUAUACAUGUAGAUGAUCCUGGCCUUGACAAUGGAUUUCACAGAGACUUACCCAGACACAUUUUCCAGUGUGACAUUGGCAAUCAGAGCAGGAAAUAAAUCUGGAUUACUGACCCUGAUUCGACAAGGGAAACCUUUGGAUGUACCGGACAACAGAGGCUGGAGACCUAUCCAUGAAGCUGCAGCAGCAGGCAAUGUGCAAUGUCUUCAGAUGCUUGUUAAUCACUUUGAUGAAGAAGAUGUAAAAGAUGAGCUCAACCAACGAACGUUUGAAGGAGAAACGCCAUUGUUUCUGGCUGCUAAGGCGGGUCACCAUGAUGUGGUUUCUGUUCUUCUCCAGAAUGAAGCAGACCCAAACAUACCCAAUAAUGAGGAUGGCUCUUCUAUAUUACAAGCUGUGUGUGGAAACCAUAUCCGUUGUGUUGAGCACCUGACCAGAGCAGGAGCAGACCUGAAUGCUAAGUACUACAAUGGUUGGACCCCUCUACAUGAGGCUGCUAGCCAAGGCAAUGUAGCCAUCACAGAAUACUUGCUCAAUGCCAACGCCAAUAUAGGAGCAAGAGAUGAUCAUGGUAUACAGCCCGUCUUUGUUGCAGCUCAGUAUGGAAAAAUAGACUGUCUCAAUAUGCUUCUAGAUAGAGGAGGAGAUAUCAACAGUCAGGCUCAGGACAAAGCCACUCCGUUAUACAUCGCUACCCAGGAGAAUUAUGUUGAUAUUGUUAAAGUGCUCUUGGAGAGGGGAGCAAGCCCCAAGAUAUUGGUGGAGGAUGGCUAUCUACCUAUUCAUGUUGCUGCGUAUAAAGGACAUACUGAGUGUCUGGAGUUACUGUUGGUCCAUUAUGAUACAUACACAACGCUGGACUGUCCCGACACACCUCUCCAUCUAGCCAUAGAGGGUGGUCAAAGAGAAACGGUCAAGUUCUUGAUUGAACAUGGGUUUGAUGUGAACACAGGCUGGAAGCUCCCACCGGUCCAGUUAGAGAAGGUGCGCAACACUCGUCCCCAUUUCCUACCUCCACUUACCAUGGCUGUCAUGGAGAGACAGAAAGACCUGGUACAAGACAUGCUUGCCAUUGGGGCGUCGGCUAACUGCAGGGACUUUCCCCCUGUUACAGCCUACAAGUGCCCCUUCUAUGCUGCUUUCCCCAGUAUAAACAUCUUAGACAUUCUACUGAAGCACUGUAAGGGAGCACGAUGUCCCCAUUCAAAGUGGACAAUGUUCAGGGUAUUCUCUCGAUCCAAGGACCUGGAAGCAAUCCAGUUCCUCCUUGACCGUGGUCAAGAGCUGGAGCCAGAGUGUGAUGACUGUUCAGAUGACACCAAGGGCUACUGCCCUCUCAAGGAUUACGCUGUAGGCCAGAAGGACUUCUUUGAGGCACUGGUCAGACUCUGGUGGGAGUAUAUUAGUUUUCAACCUCGCUGUAAAUAUGUAAUGGAUGCGCUCAAGCCACAUGUUGAUUGCCCUCGUUCACUGAUGCACCUGUCUCGCAUGGUUGUGAGGGAGAGGCUAGGACCUCACAGACUGUUCACAGAGAGUGCCAUUAGAAACCUACCCAUACCAAACAUCAUACAAGACUAUCUUCUACAUAGGUGACAAGAGAGUAGUAUGCUGAAUAGUAGGUAACCAUCCCAGCUUGAUAUCAUCUGAGAUGGUGUUUCAUAAAGGUUUUUGUGAAGUUAUGUAUGACUUGAAGAAAUAUGAAAUGCCAAAAGCGUGCUAAUGUUUUCCAGACAUUCUAAUAAAUUCUAAUAAAUUUAAUAGAAUAGACCAGUUCUGAGUUACUUCAUGGGCGAUUUGGGUAAUUUCUUUCAUUAUGAUAGGCAGAUUUCAAAGCAAGAUAUUAUGUAAGCAUGCCUUACAUAGCAGGAUACAGAAAUUGCAUAGACCAUCAGGUGAUCAGCAUACCAGUCUAAUGAACACUCCAUGAAGGUAUUUGUUGCAUUUCUACUCUGAAUGCAUUGGCAUGUUGUUAUGACUAUGUACUUGGCAGACUGUGAAGUCGCUAUUGAACACAUUGUUGUUUUUUGUGGAUCUAAUGAACAGGCUGGCCUCGAGACCGCAAAAUCGUCCUCAAGUAUAGAGGUCAAUCCUCGGCCUCAGACGCAAUCCUCGGGGCAAGGCCAGUCGAGUCCGGCAGAAUUUUAGGGUGUGCAAAUGCCGAAAGUGACAGUUUCUCUAAAAUGUUAUUGAAACUAUUAGAGAGAGAUAGGGGGGGAGUCGAAUGUCGAGUACGCCCAUCCACCUGUAUGAGUAUGCCCUUCUUACUUACUUUCUUUUGUCUUUUUAUUUUGUUCUUGAUGUCAAAGCCAAUUCAUGCAGCGCAGAUGCACUGCAUGCAUGCUUCACUGACAAUGACGUGACGGAGACUAGACUUUGCAAUGCACGUGCGCAUGCUCAUACUGUAAAAAAAAAUGUUUUGCGCGUGCACCAUUAUGUCAAUAUCUUGGUAUUGUCAUUUUGAAAUUUACGUUCAACAUUCAAUGAUAUUUCAAAGUGAUAACCCUUCCACUUUUCAUCAAACUAGAGUGAAACUUGGACUUUGCCCCAGGCUUUCAGAUUGUUUUGAAAUCAAAUUGUCUGUAGACACCCAGACAAUUUGAUUUCAAAACAACUCAAAAAACUGAGGCAAAGUUUUAAAAAAUCUAGUCGACCUCUAAGGAUUAAUAAUAUGGUUAAUUGGGUAAGUGUUUAUGUAUGAGUGUGUGUGUGUGUGUAUGAAUUACUAGUAUAUGAGUGUACUGCACAAUGUAAAGUAUACCCGUAUGUAUAUGAGCAUCAGUAUAUGUUUGUUAUGGAGGUGUGGAAAAACAAACCAUAACCAAAACAAAGAGCAUCACUGGGCAAAGGAAUGACAGGUAUUUAGGGUCCCUAUGAAAUCUUUUGCCAUUGCCACCAAAUAAUAUCACAAUACUUGGCCAUUGCUGGCCUUUUCCUGGCUCUCCAGCCUUGGCCGGCCUUGUAUUGGAAUAUUCGGCCUCGGUCUGGCCUCAAAGGACCUCUUGUUUGACCAGAAGAAUUUUUGUCUGCUUUCAGCAAAGAUAAUUCACCUGCAUUUGACUUGUAUUGUGUUGUGUAAUUUUACAAGUUUUCUCAAUCUCUGCUGUAUUGCGUAAUAGAGGUUUUCUGACAACCUUGUAAUGGGUACAACCUGUCUUUGACCAUUUGAUAUUAUGUGUUAAAGCAGAAAAUAGUAACAUAUGAAGUAAACUACCUAUAGUAAUGUUAAGUGCUGGUAAAAUUAAUUUUACCUGCUAAAUUAGGAAACUCUAUUUACACUGGAUCUCUUCAUACCGAGACAGACUUUGUGAGUGUUGAUCAAUUUCAAACUUGAAUCAAAGUGGUGAUUUGAUAUUUGUAAAGCUUGAAACCAUCUUCUCAUUUGCUACAAAACUGGAGCACAAAAGAAAAAAAAAUAAUGAUCCAAAUUUACCUUUCAUUAAGCCUUCUGAAUUAAAUUGUUGCCAAUCUGUUAGUUUCAGGCUCUUUGAAGCUUUAGAUACUGACUGAUUGUACAUCUUGAUAUUUUUCUUUGAUAAUUCCAUUCAUCAAUUUGAAAUCAAAUAUUCCUACCUCACUGAUAAAAUGAAUUAUACCCAUUCAUCAUAAAGGAUGAAUGAAAGGCCUGUCAGUAUCUAUCAUUGAUGACAUUUUCAGCAUGUUUCACUUGUUUGUUAUAUCAUUCCUGAGAUUGAUAGGCCAAAGUCCUCCCCAAAAAAAUUUGAUUUAAAUUGAAUGAGAAAUGUAAAAUUAGCAUAUUCUCGGUUUUGAAAAUUAGGUAUCAGUACUACACUGAUGUCUCUUCAUUUUUUUUUCAAAAGAAUAAUCUUUUUCUCAAUCAUCUAUACAUGUAUAUACAUGUGUAUUUGUCAAAGAAUCUUGGUUUUUAUCUAUACUGAAAGCUCCAAAAAUUGUUGUUCAAGGGUAAAUUCACAUUGACAAUAAGUUUAUUGUAAAAAUUGCAGAAAAAUAUAGAAUACUGCUGAAGGUUUGAGUAAAAUCCAUCAAAGAAUAUAAAGCUAUUAGAAUUUUAAUUACAUAUGCGAUCAGCUCUUCUACAUAUCGAAUUGUAAAAAAUCAGUGAAAUGUCAUUUUCUCAGAAAAUUGAAAAUGGUUUUUACUGUACAUUCAGUGUAUCAAGAGGCAUAUCAUUUUACACCCAUUCCUAAAAAAAAUAAAAAUAAGUCAUCACUAACCAUUAAAAAAUUAAAAUUUAUGCAUUUCA
Molecule: messenger RNA, 4422 nt
Organism: Lytechinus variegatus (green sea urchin)
Lineage: Eukaryota; Metazoa; Echinodermata; Echinoidea; Temnopleuroida; Toxopneustidae
Product: ankyrin repeat and SOCS box protein 3-like
Exons: 8
Coding region: 213-1793 (526 amino acids)
Biological process (GO): intracellular signal transduction
Molecular function (GO): protein binding
Source: RefSeq, a predicted model, not a curated record